CACCUGUCACGGAGCUCACGCCAAAUGAUUCUAUUUUAUUGCUUCAAUGCAGUGUUACGUUCUGCAUCGACAACGUCAACUGGUGGACGAAUUAAGACAUUCGAAAUUUAUCGUUUCGACCCGGAAAAACCUAAUGCAAAACCCUAUCUUCAGAAAUACGACGUAAAUCUUGAUGCAUGUGGUAAUAUGGUUUUGGAUGCACUAAUUAAAAUAAAGAAUGAUAUGGAUGCGACACUCACGUUUCGACGUUCAUGUCGUGAAGGUAUUUGUGGUUCUUGUGCGAUGAAUAUUGCUGGUGAAAAUACGUUGGCAUGUAUCUGCAAAAUUGACGAGGACACAAGUAAAAGUACAAAAAUUUAUCCGCUGCCACAUAUGUUUGUUGUCAAGGACCUCAUUCCAGAUAUGAAUUUGUUCUACGCCCAAUAUGCUUCAAUUCAGCCGUGGUUACAAAAGAAAACAAAAAUAAAUUUGGGCGAGAAACAACUUUAUCAAACACCUAACGAACGCGAUAAAUUGGAUGGGCUUUACGAAUGUAUUCUCUGUGCUUGUUGCAGUACCAGUUGCCCUUCAUAUUGGUGGAAUGCUGAUAAAUACUUGGGUCCCGCUGUCUUAAUGCAAGCAUACAGAUGGAUAAUUGAUUCUCGAGAUGAUUAUCCAGAGAAACGUUUGGAAAGAAUGCAGGAUGGAUUCAGUGCUUUUAAAUGUCAUACUAUUCUUAAUUGCACGAAGACUUGCCCAAAGCAUUUGGAUCCAGCAAGAGCAAUUGGGAAGAUAAAGAUGCUUUUAACUGGCUUGUCAGCAAAACCAAAGCCUGUCCCGGCUCCAGCGAAUUUUUAA
This is a messenger RNA of Dracunculus medinensis (Guinea worm), 837 nucleotides long. The record is from the annotation of a GenBank genome assembly. Lineage: Eukaryota; Metazoa; Nematoda; Chromadorea; Rhabditida; Dracunculidae.